Striga hermonthica is the source of this 2226-nucleotide messenger RNA. The record is from the annotation of a GenBank genome assembly. NCBI's taxonomy places the organism in Eukaryota, Viridiplantae, Streptophyta, Magnoliopsida, Lamiales, Orobanchaceae.
AUGCUAUUAAUUACAUACUCUGAAGAAAUUUUGGAUGGUGAACCAAUAAAUGUAUCAUCCAAUUGCCUUCCGGUCAAGGCACUAAACCUCGAACCAGCUGGGCAUGCUUUUCACUCUGCUGCUCUUAGGUCGGUUGGCCACUCGGUGGAGGCAGAUGCAGAAGAUGACACUGAUAAGGAAGCUCCGAACCAGAAAGAACGUGUAUACGUGGAGUCAUCUGAAUCAUACAGCAGCAAGGGGAAGAAGAAAACUAGCGGUGGUGAACAGGAUCAUUAUGCCUUAUUGGGUUUGAGCCACUUAAGGUAUCUAGCCACUGAGGAUCAGAUCAGGAAAAGUUACCGUGAGGCUGCCCUGAGACAUCAUCCCGACAAGCAGGCUGCACUCUUGCUUACCGAGGAAACCGAGUCUGCCAAGCAGGCUAAGAAGGACGAGAUAGAAACCCGUUUCAAGGCCAUUCAAGAAGCGUACGAGGUUCUGAUCGACCCUGUUAGAAGAAGAAUAUACGACUCAACUGACGAGUUUGAUGACGAGGUCCCUCAGGAAUGUGCACCGCAGGAUUUCUUCAAGGUUUUUGGGCCUGCCUUCAUGAGGAACGGGCGUUGGUCUGUGGCCCAACCUGUCCCUCCACUUGGGGAUGAUACAACGCCACUAAAAGUAGUGGACAGCUUUUACAAUUUCUGGUACAGCUUCAAGAGCUGGAGGGAAUUUCCUCAUGCUGAUGAGUUUGACCUUGAGCAGGCCGAGUCCCGUGAUCACAAGAGGUGGAUGGAGAGGCAGAAUGCGAAGCUCUCGGAGAAGGCGAGGAAGGAAGAGAACGUGCGCAUACGUACCCUUGUCGAUAAUGCCUAUAAGAGGGACCCGAGAAUAUUGAGAAGAAAAGAGGAAGAAAAAGCCGAGAAGCAGAGGAAAAAGGACGUGAAGCUUUUGGCCAAGAAAUUGCAGGAGGAGGAGGCAAUUAGAGCUGCCGAGGAGGAAAAGCGCCGGAAAGAGGAGGAAGAUAAGAGGGCCGCCGAGGCCGCCUUAAUUGAGAAAAAAUCCAAGGAGAAAGAAAAAAAGCUGCUGCGCAAGGAGCGAGCCCGCCUCCGGACGCUUUCCGGGCCAAUCUCGUCUCAGCAUUUGCUUGACCUUACUGAUGAACACGUGGAGAGUCUUUGUUCGUUUCUGGAUAAAGAGCAGCUCCGAAGCUUAUGUGAUCAGAUGGAAGGAAAGGAAGGUGUAGAGAGUGCUAAGAUUCUGAGAAAGGCACUCGAAUCCGAUCUCAAGCUGAAAUAUGAGAAGGAGGGCGAGCACAAUUCAAAGCAGAAUGGUCCUGUAACUGGUCACGGGCAAGUUUCUUACAUCGGCAACGAGAAAAAGGAAAAACCAUGGAGUAAAGAAGAGAUUGACCUUCUGAGGAAGGGCAUGGUGAAAUACCCGAAAGGGACAUCCCGAAGGUGGGAGGUGAUUUCUGAGUAUAUCGGCACCAAUAGAUCUGUGGAAGAGAUUCUCAAAGCCACAAAAACGGUCCUUCUGCAGAAGCCUGACUCAGCCAAAGCAUUCGACUCCUUCCUUGAGAAAAGGAAGCCGGCAAAAACAAUUGCAUCUCCCCUUUCGACUAGAGAGGACCUGAAGAGUGAGCUGAGUGGGAAUGAAUCUGUUGACUCAGACAAUUUUCCCAAGCCGUCAACAAAUCAAAGUGGAAACAUCCCAAGCUCGGAUGACAGUAGUAUGAUGGCUAAUGGAAUUAGUUCAAGUCCAGAUCAAGAUAUCCUGUGGUCGGUUGGUCAGGAAAAAGCUUUGGUCCAGGCUCUGAAAACUUUCCCAAAAGAAACUAGCCAGAGAUGGGAACGGGUUGCGGCUGCAGUUCCAGGGAAAACCAUGGGCCAGUGCAAGAAGAAGUUUGCGCUGAUGAAAGAGAGCUUCAGGACAGGUAAUGCAAACAUCUCAAGCAAUGAUGAUUCUCAGGAGUCAUCCACUUCAGACGGGAAAAGCAACAAAAGUGCGGUGAAAACAGAGUCCGACAUGAAAACAGAGUCCGACAAUGGCACACCAUCAGGUUCUGAUACAGAUGCAUGGUCCGAUGUUCAGGAGAAAUCAUUGAUCCAGGCCCUCAAAACCUUCCCUAAAGAAACUAACCAGAGGUGGGAGCGUGUGGCUGCGGCUGUUCCUGGGAAAACGGUAAAUCAGUGCAAGAAAAAGUUCACAUUGCUUAAGGAAAGCUUCAGGAACAAGAAAAGUGGCGUUUAG